AUGAGUUCCGCUACCUACGUGGCCGCCAAGAGGACUGGCCUGGCCAACGCUCUGAACGUGACUGCCUCCGACAUUGAAAUCACGGGCUUCGCCAUCACGAGCCAUCCCGAUCGGAUCCCCUCUGCUGCCCGCCAGCUCUCGCGGGACUCACAUGUCACCGUAACGACGAAGUUCACGGUGCAGAUCGCUGGCAGCAACAGUGCCGAAUCUCUCACCGCCGCGAUUGCUGGAAUGUCUGCCGCCGUUGAGGCCGAGACCAACUUGGCUAUGGCUGCUUCUGACUGGAGUAGUGAACCGGUCAUUACCGUGGCCCCUACGCUGACGGCUCCCUCCGUCGGCGCCGCGGGUUCGACUGCGGGAGUGACCAGUGCUCCCACGCCGGUUCCCGUGAUCAUGGGGGCCAGCAUGGGCGCCGUCGCGGGCACCGGCGAUCCCCACUUGCAGAACAUCCUCGGCGAGCGCUUCGACCUCAUGCAGGCGUCCGCCGCAAAACAAAUACACAGACGCCCUCCAGUGGAUUGUUCCUAG
Molecule: messenger RNA, 528 nt
Organism: Prorocentrum cordatum
Lineage: Eukaryota; Dinophyceae; Prorocentrales; Prorocentraceae
Source: the annotation of a GenBank genome assembly